This is a messenger RNA of Diaporthe citri, 204 nucleotides long. RefSeq lists its product as uncharacterized. The record is from RefSeq and is a predicted model, not a curated record. The transcript has 2 exons. Lineage: Eukaryota; Fungi; Ascomycota; Sordariomycetes; Diaporthales; Diaporthaceae. Bases 1 to 204 code for a protein of 67 amino acids.
AUGGAUUGCUGUGGGGUUGGGGACGGGGGUCCGACAGUGCCCAGUCCCACUCGUGCAUGGGUUCAGCGGGCUUUCUCGAAUGGCGUUGCGUCGUCUGAGUCGUACAUUGCCCCUUUUCGUGCGAGCUUGACAGACCCCUUUCUGGGCAUGUUUGUCGAGAUAGCGACCCUUAUCGACACCGGGGAUGAGGCCAUCGAACUCUAA